GCGGUGGGAGCAUGCGGGGCGGUCGGCGGCCCGGGGCGCGCGGCGCGUUCGUUCCCCCGCGGCGGUGGUGGCGGCGUGAGGCGGUUCUCGCGUGAGCGGCGGCGGCGGGGCGCCGGGGCCGGCGGGCGCCAUGUGGAGCGGCCGCAGCUCCUUCACCAGCCUGGUGGUGGGCGUGUUCGUGGUGUACGUGGUGCACACCUGCUGGGUCAUGUACGGCAUCGUCUACACGCGCCCGUGCGCCGCGGACGGCAACUGCAUCCUGCCCUACCUGGCGCGGAGGCCCAAGCUGCAGCUGAGCGUGUACACGACCACCCGGUCCAACCUCGGGGCAGAGAACAACGUGGAUCUGGUCUUGAACGUGGAGGACUUCGACGUGGAGUCCAAAUUUGAAAGGACAGUUAAUGUUUCUGUACCAAAGAAAACCAGGAACAAUGGCACUCUGUACGCCUACAUCUUCCUCCACCACGCUGGCGUUCUGCCGUGGCACGAUGGAAAGCAGGUGCACCUGGUGAGCCCUCUGACCACCUACAUGGUCCCCAAGCCAGAAGAGGUCAAUUUGCUCACAGGGGAAUCAGCGACACAGCAGAUCGAAGCAGAGAAGAAGCCGACAAGUGCCCUAGACGAGCCCGUUUCUCAUUGGAGACCAAGACUAACACUGAACGUGAUGGUGGACGACUUCAUCUUUGAUGGGUCCUCCCUGCCCGCUGACGUGCAUCGGUACAUGAAGAUGAUCCAGCUGGGGAAGACUGUGCACUACCUCCCCAUCCUGUUCAUCGACCAGCUUAGCAACCGAGUGAAGGACCUCAUGGUCAUAAACCGCUCCACUACCGAGCUGCCGCUCACUGUGUCCUACGACAAGAUCUCGCUGGGGCGGCUGCGCUUCUGGAUCCACAUGCAGGACGCCGUGUUCUCCCUGCAGCAGUUCGGAUUUUCAGAGAAAGAUGCCGAUGAAGUGAAAGGCAUUUUUGUUGACACCAACUUGUAUUUCUUAGCGUUGACCUUCUUUGUCGCAGCAUUUCACCUCCUUUUUGAUUUCCUGGCAUUUAAAAAUGAUAUCAGUUUCUGGAAGAAAAAGAAGACCAUGAUUGGAAUGUCCACUAAAGCAGUGCUCUGGCGCUGCUUCAGCACAGUGGUCAUCUUCCUGUUUCUGCUGGACGAGCAGACGAGCCUGCUGGUGCUGGUCCCGGCGGGCAUCGGAGCUGCCAUCGAGCUGUGGAAAGUGAAAAAGGCAUUGAAGAUGACCGUUGUUUGGAGAGGCCUGAGGCCCCAGUUUCAGUUUGGCACCUACAGCGAAUCCGAGAGGAAGACCGAGGAGUAUGACACGCAGGCCAUGAGGUACCUGUCGUACCUGCUCUACCCCUUGUGUGUCGGGGGCGCCGUCUACUCGCUGCUGAACGUCAAGUACAAGAGUUGGUACUCCUGGCUGAUCAACAGCUUCGUGAACGGGGUGUACGCGUUCGGCUUCCUCUUCAUGCUGCCCCAGCUCUUUGUGAACUACAAGAUGAAGUCGGUGGCGCACCUGCCCUGGAAGGCCUUCACCUACAAGGCCUUCAACACCUUCAUAGACGACGUCUUCGCCUUCAUCAUCACCAUGCCCACCUCCCACCGGCUGGCGUGUUUCAGGGACGAUGUCGUUUUCCUUGUUUACCUCUACCAGCGGUGGCUUUAUCCUGUGGAUAAGAGCAGAGUGAACGAGUUUGGGGAGUCCUACGAGGAGAAGCCGCCGCGGAAACCCCGCGCAGACUGAGCCCCUGCUGGGGCCGCUCGCGGCUGCCGCCACGCAGCAAAGCCUGGACUGUUGGCUACUGAGUAUUCUUGGACGCUUUUGGUGGAAUUUCCCGGACAUUUCAUCUUCUGCAUUGCCAAAAUCUGAACAUUUCUCAUGCAUCUCCUGAGUCCCCUUACGUUGUGUUGAGAGGAGCUGGCAGCACUCACGGUGCACCCCCAACGUGCAGCCAUCUCCCUCGGUCACCGGGCUGCUGGGAGCCUGCGGCCCCCUUGGUGGCUCCUGGUGCAGGAGCGUCCAGUGUCGGCAGGGGCUGUGCCGUCACCCAGUGUCCCCGACUCGCAGACACCGAGGCAGGGAGGUGCAGAUCUCCAUUUCAAGGUGUCUGUAAGCGCUCCUCACGUGAUUAACAUGCCUCUUUAAACCAGUUCCAUAGACUCUGGGAUCAAAUGGCUUUUUUCCUUUUUGUUUAAAUUUGACUAUUUUAAAGCUUAAUGUAUGUAUGUUUCUAUUUUAAAAUAAAUUUCUCUGGCUGGAA
This is a messenger RNA of Equus quagga, 2264 nucleotides long. It is a transcript of the gene CLPTM1L, whose product is annotated as CLPTM1 like. Bases 131 to 1747 code for a protein of 538 amino acids. The transcript is spliced from 17 exons. The record is from RefSeq and is a predicted model, not a curated record. Gene Ontology annotation, cellular component: endomembrane system; membrane. Lineage: Eukaryota; Metazoa; Chordata; Mammalia; Perissodactyla; Equidae.